AUGCCUCUCGACAACAUCCGAAACAUCCUCCUUGUGCUUUCCGGCAAAGGUGGAGUCGGCAAAUCGAGCGUAACUACGCAACUCGCUCUCACACUAUCGCUACAAGGGCAUACAGUUGGUGUCUUGGAUAUAGACUUGACGGGCCCGAGUAUACCGCGCUUUUUUGGCAUUGAAGAUGCGAAAGUAAAGCAGGCGCCUGGUGGUUGGAUACCGGUCGAUGUACACGGUGCGCAGACAUUGGCUGCGCAUAAGAGAGUAGGUGGAGAGGAUGGAAGCACAACAGAGCAGAAAGAGGGAGGAGAGACGGCUGCGGAUGGUCAAAAGAUUGGGUCAUUAUCCUGCAUGUCUCUAGGCUUCAUCUUGGCUUCGCGCUCCGACGCUGUAAUCUGGCGCGGUCCGAAGAAGACCGCCAUGGUCCGCCAGUUCUUGACCGACGUCCUCUGGCCACCGCUCGAUUACCUACUCAUCGACACGCCGCCUGGUACCUCAGAUGAACACAUUUCUCUCCUCGAAACCCUCUUGAAGAACACGACACCAUCUCCUGCUCUGAAUCCGCAUGUCCCGUUUCUCGCUGGCGCCGUCGUAGUCACAACCCCCCAAGCUAUCAGCGUUAGCGACGUGAAGAAGGAACUAAACUUCUGCAAGAAAACCGGCAUUAGGGUCCUAGGCGUAGUGGAGAAUAUGGCCGGAUUCGUCUGUCCAAAUUGUUCGGAAUGCACAAACGUCUUCAGUAAAGGCGGCGGUACGGUCAUGGCAACGGAAUUCGAAGUCCCAUUCUUGGGAUCAGUACCCAUUGAUCCAGCAUUUGUGGAGUUGGUCGAGAGCGGGACAAGGCCUGUGUAUCCCAAGGGUACGAUUAUGCAGGGGAAGGUGAUGGAUACCGAAGAGGUUGCGGCGCUGAAGAGCAAGGAUGGACUUUUUGUGGAGAAGUAUCGGGAUUGCUCGUUGGCGCCACUUUUCGAUGAAUUUUUCUCCACCCCCACUCUUCGUGCAUUGCUUGCUACUAUCAUCGCCGUGUCGUUGUUUACUUCACUACUCUUCGUUGUCAUGACGGUGUGCUGGGAUGUCGUCAUGCCAUCUCGUGUGACUCUGGUAUUGCAGGUUAAAUACCUGCGAGAUCGCUCUGCUAUAGCGAAUCAGCAGGUCAGUAUCUUGCACACACGUCAGGCUCCAGUCCCAGUCGCCGUUACCGGUCUCCUACUCAAGAUUCCCUCUCGUAUUGGUACUUUUGGCUUGUUGCCUACAGAAUAA
Molecule: messenger RNA, 1251 nt
Organism: Alternaria atra
Lineage: Eukaryota; Fungi; Ascomycota; Dothideomycetes; Pleosporales; Pleosporaceae
Exons: 3
Coding region: 1-1251 (416 amino acids)
Biological process (GO): iron-sulfur cluster assembly
Cellular component (GO): cytosol
Molecular function (GO): 4 iron, 4 sulfur cluster binding; ATP-dependent FeS chaperone activity; ATP binding
Source: RefSeq, a predicted model, not a curated record